Messenger RNA from Setaria italica (foxtail millet), 435 nucleotides. RefSeq names its product neo-calmodulin. The transcript is spliced from 4 exons. Bases 1 to 435 code for a protein of 144 amino acids. NCBI's taxonomy places the organism in Eukaryota, Viridiplantae, Streptophyta, Magnoliopsida, Poales, Poaceae. Gene Ontology annotation, molecular function: calcium ion binding; enzyme regulator activity. The record is from RefSeq and is a predicted model, not a curated record.
AUGGCGGAGCGCUUCACCCAGAUCAAAGCGGCGUUCGACCUCUUCGACCGCAACAUGGACGGUUUCAUUACCGUCGAAGACCUAGGAGCUGUGUUGGAGUCCUUGGGUCAAAACAACACUGCAUUCGAACUGCAGAGCAUGAUCGCAAUGGUUGAUUCUGAUGGGGAUGGCGCCAUCAAUUUUGAGGAAUUCUCAAUGUUGAUGGAACUCAAACCGAACGGCGUUGAUUCAGAUGAGGAAAUGACUAGAGCAUUCAGGAUGUUUGACAUGGAUAAAGAUGGCUUCAUUUCUGAAGCUGAGCUCUGCCACAUCAUGUACAACCUUGGAAGUAAUCUGAGUGGCGAUGAAGUGAAGGAGAUGAUGCGGGUAGCGGACACGGAUGGCGACGGCCGUCUGAGCUACGAGGAGUUUAAGCAAAUCAUGCACCGCAUUUGA